This is a messenger RNA of Grus americana (Whooping crane), 1239 nucleotides long. RefSeq names its product SET domain containing 9 (gene SETD9). Gene Ontology annotation, molecular function: protein binding. The coding region runs from base 134 to 1039 and encodes 301 amino acids. NCBI's taxonomy places the organism in Eukaryota, Metazoa, Chordata, Aves, Gruiformes, Gruidae. The transcript is spliced from 6 exons. The record is from RefSeq and is a predicted model, not a curated record.
GGUUGGCAGCUCCGUACGCGAACACGGCCCCGCGAGCGGAGCGGGGAUUGGCUGGGCCGGCUGCGCGGGCGCGGCUUGAGAGCGAGCGGUGCCCACGACGGGCGCGAGGGAGUAGGCGCGGCUCCCCGCCGCCAUGCUGCGAGCCCUGCGGCGGCGGUGGGACGCCUACAAGUACCGCUUCGUGCCCUGGCUGGCCCUCAACCUCCGCCGCAAGCGCAGGACGCUUCGAUAUGUUCCUGAAAGCUCCCAAGACAAAAUUAUCUCUGAUGAAGAUGUCUUUGAAACACUACUGAAAACAUUUAAAGCUCUGUUCAUAAAUGACUUAAGUAGACAAGCACAUAUUUUGGCCUUACUUCCAGAAAUCAAAUGUAAAUAUCUGGGAUUACUGACUGUUGAGCAGAAGCAAUCAACAGUAAAUUCACAUAACCACCAGAGUCAACGUGUGCUUAGUCCAGAGGAAGUCCUGUUUAAUACACUAGGGUUCAGUAUUACUCGAGACCAAAGUUCCCUGGUGUCUGCUGGGACUGGAGUCUUUGUUACCAAAGGUUUUGUACCAAAAGGGACAGUUGUAUCUAUGUAUCCUGGUACAGUAUACAGAAAGCAUGAGCCCAUCUUCUUCCAGUCCCUUGGCAAUCCCUUUAUUUUUAGGUGCAUAGAUGGCAUCCUUAUUGAUGGGAACGAUAAAGGAAUAUCAAGAUCAGUGUACAGUCAUUUCAGGUCUUGCAGCAGGAGAGAUCGACUUGGCCCAUUUCAAAUGAGCGAUGAGAGCUGGCUCACAGCUGCCCUGCAGAACCCACUGGCAGUGGGACAGUAUGUCAACAACUGCUCACAUGGUGAGUUGCCAGAAAAAGCAGCCAACGUGUGUUACCAGGAGUUUGAUGUGCCGGAAUAUUUUCCAGUAGAACUGAAACAGUAUCUUCCAAACAUCGUCUACAGCCAUGACAUAGAGAGCCACCUGAGAUGUGUAGUGCUUGUCACUCUCAGAGACAUCAAGCAAGGAGAAGAACUUUUUUCUAAUUACUACACUGUUGUCAACUGAAUUAAUAAAUUCAAGACUGAAGAAAUCUGUGUCAUUAAAAUAUUUACUGUGUGUGUACUUCAAGCUUCAUGGGCAUUUUUACAUGAUGGGGGGCUGUAGCUUUACCAUUUAGAAAGCAAGUUGCAGGCUUGUAUUUCCCUGAAAUUAUUCCACAUUUGAUGCAGUGGUGAAAAUUUAACUGUUUGCAUCAUUAGUUUCUC